This is a messenger RNA of Podarcis lilfordi (Lilford's wall lizard), 22603 nucleotides long. Lineage: Eukaryota; Metazoa; Chordata; Lepidosauria; Squamata; Lacertidae. The record is from the annotation of a GenBank genome assembly.
GGAAGCGGCGUCGCCGGUUGCUAAGAUGGCGGCUGGGCGGCGGCGCCCUGGAGCCGGGCGAGGGGCUUCGGCGGGCGCUUCUGAGGCGGCGGGGAGGGCUCGCUGGAGCCCCCCCGCUGGGCGCUGACGGGGAUCCCGCGAGCGAGACGAAGGGCGGAGAGCGAGGGCGAGAGACGGAGAGAGAAGCCAGAGAGCCGCUGGGUGUGAAGAUGGCGGCGGCGGAGGGCGGCUGAAGGUUCGGGGGCGCGUGGAUGGAGCCUGGCGGAGGCGCCAACGGCAACGUGAUCGGCGGCAACGGCAGCUUCUACUACUACUCCAGCUACGGGCGGGCGCCGGCGGCAGCGGGCGGGAGCCAGGCCGCCUCGGUGUGGGAGGCCGAAGGCGCCGCCGAGCCCGCUGCCCCCGGCGCGAGGAGGGGCGUCUCGGAAAGCGCCCUGCCGCGGGGCCUCGGCCGCCGGGCCCUGAGCGCCUUGGGCCCCUCCACGUAUCCUCCUCUCAGGGAUGGAGAGGCCGGGGCUCCUGUGGGGCAGGAGGCGAGAGGGCGGGAAAGAGGCGAUUGUUGAGGGAACAGGUGUGGCGCUCAGGCCAGGGAGGACAAAAUUUGGCGAGCCGGCCCCCUAAAUUGUUCUUAUUUUCACAAUAAUUCAUUUUGGUACCGUUGCCUCUCAGGGGUCUUCUCAAUAGGCUCGCUGAAACUUCACUGAAAUGCCAUAACAACAACAACAACAAUAAUAAUAGCCAUCUCCAGGUACAGGGUGGUAUAUAAAGGCAAUAAAUAAUAAAAUUAAAAAACAAGUUGGUUUAUUAUUAUAAUUAUUAUAACAAAAACAGAAGUUGAUUUUGUUGUUGUUGUUGUUAUCAUAAUCAUCAUCGGUGCUUUUUUCCAGAAAAAUAGAUGCCAGUACUCAACACCAUUAAGUUGUUACAGUAAGUACCACACUUUUUAACAAGAAGAAGAAGAAGAGAUGACGGUACUGUGUACCCUUGAGCACCCCGGGGGGGGGGGAGCACUGAAAUGGAAAAAAAAGCACCUUCAAGAAAUUCAAUGUGGGCUGGGUGUCUAGGGUUUUCGCUACAAUUUCUGUUAUCUUUAACGUCAUGAUCAGAAAUCUAAAGAUUCUCCUUGAAAGAGACUUAUCAAAAGAGCGUCACGAGUUGCUAAAGGAUCAAAGACUGUUUCGUAAUCGAGCACGAAAACAUUUUCUAGAAACAAAUAAAAGGAGGAGGUAUGUAAAUGUAAGGCAUGCUUGAUAUUUUAGUUGUAGUGGUAAAUAAUUGUUUGUGGGACAGAGUGGUUCAAGUUAUUUUGAAAGGGCAGUUGGUACAGCCCCUCAAGAAACCCUUUUGUGACAGCUACCUGCUUGGAGCAAGGUACUUGAGAGGGUCAUGGCAGAUGGGCUUCAGGUGUAUUUGGGGAGACAUACUAUUUAGACCCAUUUCAAUCAGGCUUCAGGUCCAUUUGGGGCAUUGGUUGGUUCUUUUCAUUGAUCAGCUGUGUCAGAAGAUAUACAGAUGGAGCAUAGUCUUGUUAGUCCUACUGAAUCAGCAGGUUUUGAUAGUUGGACCACAGUUUCCUCCUUCAUUGGCUCUGGUGGGCUGACAUAAGAGACACUGUGAAAUUCUUGAUUCUGCUUCUGGCUGAAAGACUGCUUCCAGGUAGAGGCAAAGGGGAGGCUUCAUCUUAGCCUGAUGGCAAUUAGGUUGUGGGAGCCUGCAGGGCUCUGUUCUGUCCCCCAUCUUGUUUAACAUAUACGUAAUGCUGCUGAGUGAGCUCAUCAGGCGAUAUGGAGCAUACAUAAGUAUGCUAAGGAUACUCACCUAGUGUCUCUUCCUACCAUCUUAAUCUGGAGAGGUUCUGCUGGUGUUAGAUCAAUGACUGGAGGCAGUAAUGGGCUUGAUAAGGGCCCAUAAACUGAAAGUGAAUCAUAACAAGUCAGAGGUCAGUAUUUACACCAUUUAAACUGUCUGCAGACAAACGUCAGCUCCCUUGGCCAGUAAAGCAAGAUGAGUGCCUCAACCCCAGAGUCGUUCGCAACUGGACUUAACUGUAAGGGUCCUUUACCUUUACCUUUAAUGUCCAGUAAUUGAAUAGAUGGCCUAUUCUGGCUGGGGUUACAUUUGUUCUGAGGAAACAGGUGCACAUUCUGGAGUUGCUGUAAAAUUAAUCUCUGUCACUGGAAGCCCAAGUGGCUUGGAGCUCUGAUACCAGCUAUGGUCAUUCCUGGACAGGGAUAGUGUGGCUACAGUGAUCACGCUCUGAUAACCUACGGAAAGAGCAAUGACAGAUUUGCCAGCAGAGCACCCAGUUCCGAAGAGUCUACAUUGCCUGCCUGUGUGCUGUUAAGUUAAUUUCAAGUGUUUAAUGUUGACUUGAAUGAAGUAGGAAGGAUCCAGUUACCACAGUGCCUCCCUCUGUAUCCCCCUACCCAGGCCUUACGAUCAGCUGAAGAAGCCCUGCUGCUUGUUUCAUUGCUGUGUGUGAUUCAUGCCUCUGUGACUUAGGAAAAGGCCUAUUUGAUGGUGGCUCCCUGGCUGUGGAAUGCUCUUUCACUUAAAAUUUGACUGGUGCCUAUAUUGAUUGAAUUUUGUUGAAAAGUAAAAACUACCUCUUUAGCCAGGCUUUUAAUGAGGUAGGAUAUGUUAGGCCACAGAUACAUGGAGGAAAAGUAGUAGUUGUAACAUUUAUGGAUUUUAUAUCAUUUGAAUGUUUUAUUGCUAUUUGUUUUAUUUGCUACUUGUUUUAUAAUUGCAAUACCCUGCCCUGGGAUCAUUUGGUUUGCUAGAGUAGAAUAAAAAUGAAGCAAAUGAAUAAAAUACGGUAAUGUUCAAAUGAUACUCUUUAAACUUAUAAUUUAUAAAAUGCUGCAGAUUAACUGAGGUCCUAAUCUAACUAUGCGUUUCCAGUGUGGCCAUGAAAAUCUAAGAAGUAGGAAACCAUGGCUUAAAGUUUAAAUUAAAUAUAAAUUUCUUUCAGGAUAGGCAGUGUGGCUAGAAUAAAGGUACUGUAAUCAUGCCUAACACUUAAAGUGGUGGCCUUCUGAGAUAAGUGCUAAACUAAAUCAUACCUGGAAGAUUGAGUAUCUUGUUUACUUCUUGUUACACUCCUCCUUUGCCCUGCUGCAGUCAAGAAAUGUUCAGAGUUCAUUAGUUUGCACAAUGUGAAAUAGUAUACAUUCAUGUAACAAUAGAUUCCUUGAGUCAGUGUCUGUGUUAUGAACUGCUGCUAGUAUUACUUUCUGACAUGAUACUCUUCUUAGUACAAGAGGCACUUGGUACAGAUUUCAACAAGCAGGAACUUGCAAUAAAUCACAGAUUUAGAGAGGGAGUUAAAGAAUAGGGGCAAUGCAGUGGACUUAUUUUUAUUAAUUAAAAUAGUUAUAUCCUGCCUUUCCUCAAGGGAGCUAAAGGUGGCUAACAACAAUAAAUUAAAAUGAUAAAUACACGAGAACAAUAACACCCCCAAAAACAGUAAUGAAUCCCACCCUGGGAGCACUUGAUUUAAUGAAAAAAGUUGUAGCUUAUCCUCAACACAGACCCUAUGUCCAAACAGUCACCAAGAAGCUGAAGAAUAGGGAGGCACAUUCUACCUGAUAGGAGGUUGAUGGAAAACUCGUCUCCACUUUGUUGGGAUUAUUUGUACAUAGAAUAAUUUAUAGUUUUCAGGUAUUAUAUUCUUUCACUGUUAGAAAUCAAGCUUCUAUGCCAAACAAAGAAGUAAAUCUCCCCUGGAUUCACAAAGCCCCGAAGGAACAGAAUAUACACUUUAAAGUAUAUAUGUUAUCCCUUGCUUGAUGUGCCAAGAAAUUGAAUAAAUCUUUCUAAGAGUACUUUUUAUUAUAACCGUAAAUCUUUAUACGUUUUGAAUGCAGCUUUUCACUCAUUAAUACAGACUUUUCUGCUAAAAAUCUGAAAGAUUAUUUGUUCUUUAUCCUGGGGGUGCCACAUAUGCUAGCAAUCAGAUCUAGUUAUUCCGUGGUAGCUUAUUACUUCAUUUCCCAGUGCUCAAAGGUGAGCUUGCAGAUACCAAGAGGGAAAUCAGUGAUUGUCAUGUCAGGGAAUGGGUAUUUAAGAGUGUGUGUGUGGAGACAGAGAUGGGGAGGCAAGGUCUGUGCAUUCAAACAUGCAAGUGGAGCCAAUCCACACUCUUCCUGGCACAUGCCAGGAGAGAGGUCAGGACAUGACAGAGUUUGAAACAUGCUUCUUAAUAUGAAUCACUGAUGUAUUCAGAAGGAUUUAAGCAAAAUGGUGCGAACCACUUACCAUGGUGAUUAUUUUUAUUGAAAGCAGUAGUUGUUUUUACACAGAGCACUUGAAGAAAAAUGGAAGGACGUUGAAGAAAAAGAACAAAAAUUCAGAGAACAAAUUUUGCUGCAGAGGAAACUGAAACAUCAGGAAGCAACUGAAAGGUUCCAGCGUGGUCAUAUUCCACUUUCACAACGGAAGAAAGUAGAAGGUUUGCAUAUUGCAAAUGCAGCUAUAGCUAUAAUUCUUGCAUUAUAAUGCGUGUUAGAAAUAGUUUUCAUUCCAGAUUAGUAUCUGUCAAAAAAACAAAUAUUGCAAUACCUAGGGGCCAUUCCAUAAGUGUAUAUUAAAUGAACAAAUUAUCUUUUCCUUUUAAAAAAUAGUUUAAAAAGUGAAAUAAUGUUAUCAAAAAAACCCCACCAUGCCCACAAUUAUGUUGAUCCUGCAGAAUGCGUUAUUGUAAGCUUAACUUAGCCAUCUGAAUAGCCAAAAAGAUCAGGAACAAUAUGUGCUAGACAAUGAGAAAUAUAUAUAAACAGGAGGAAGUGUAUAAUUUUCAUAAUACUGUUUUAGUGUGCUGACUGACCCUUGGAUUGUUGGGGUUUUGAGUAGUGGCCUCCUUACUGCUACUUCUGUUUAAUCCCAUGUAUGCUCUUGGUGAAGCCGAUGCAAUGCUUUUCAUACUGUGCCCACCAGCAAUGCGUGGUGUUGGGUAGCCAGGAAAACAAAGCAGCUGCAUCUUAUCAGCUCCUUCUGCCUACCAUUAUGCACUUGCCUAACCAGGUCUUGGUCUCUGCUCCAGCAGUGUAGCAACCCCCACCUGGGGCAGACCAAAGUUGUUGAGUUUGGUUUUUUUAGGAAAGUUGUUGAGCUUUCAGGGGAAAGGUGGCAGAAAGAAGUAAGAAGUGCUCUGGCCAUUUUUAGCUCUGGCCACAGCCUCUGCUUUCUGGUGGGGUUUUCCCAUAGAUCAUUGGAUGCAAAACAGCUGGCAAUCCCUGAUCUAGUAACACAGUUGUGAGCACAGAAAUAGGUUUCCAAAGGCAGAUCUACACUACUGACAGUGUAAAAGGCUGCUGUGCUUUGGGAGCACUGCAUCUGUGAUGCAAGUUUGGCUCUCUAGCCUAAGAUUAGCUGUGUCAAAACUGACAAUUUUGAUUGAGCUUUAAUUUUGGGAGGGUGCAGUGCCUCUUCAAUGUUAACUGCAGCAAAGAGCAGUAAUUUUAGGGGUGAAGAGACUGUGCAAUGUGGAAGACUUUGAAUCUUGUGAUAAUAUAACCACUGGCACAUGUAUUACAUAAUGCUGACUUUGAUUCCAUGAUUCAGCCUGCAAUCGAUUUCAUUUCAGUUUUUCUGCAUUUUUGUAUGUGAUUCUUUGCCUUGGAAACCUGGGUGUCCUUAGGUAGGGGUGUGUGUAGAAUGAUGCUGAGCCUUUACUGUUAGUGACCAGGAUUGCAAACUGUUUAAACUCAUUAAUUUCAAAUUACUUUAUGUAUCAUUGAAGUUGGUUUCAUACGUGAACAAACUUCAUACUUCAUUACUGGGCAGUCCUAUGAGAUGUAAUACAGUAAUUUUGUAUAUUUCAGGGGGUUUUUAGUAUUUAAAUACAGGAUCCCUAUUUCAAACUUGGUUUUGAUGACACAGCAUAACUGUUGUGAACAAUUCACAAACACACGUUUGGUUUUGCUCCAGUCUUUAUAAUUCUCAUGAAUUAUAAAGUACUCUCUCAGGGGCAUCUAACAGUUGUAAGCACAGACAGUCUGAUGUCUCAGUCAACUUUCCAAGGUUGAAACUAUGUGAUAUGGUAUUUCACUUAAAUAUUCUUCUCCACUCAGGAAGUCAUGAGUGCAUCACCUCCGAUUCUCAGUGGAUGUUUCCUAUCCACUGAUCAAAUGAAAGACAAAAAAACAGCAUUGGUAACUUUUGAUGGUUAACAAAUUAAUUUCAUUGUGUGUGCCUGUUUCAUCAUAAUUAAUUAAUUAUUGAAUUGAAGGAAGCCACCCAUGAAUAAUAUUAUUGAUAUAAAUAUCAAUCAAUACCAGGCCAUAGCUCUGUGGCAGAAUGUCUGCUUUGAGUGCAGAAAUGAACUAGGAGCCAGAGAUUUUCUCCUUUGCAUGGCCUGUUGGGUGCAGAAAUUAUUUAACUGCUGCAUUUUAUUUAUAUUACUUUUCAAAACAAGGGUGUACUUUCAUAUAUAUAUAUUCUGCUUUUUAUUUCAUUACUAAUAUUUUUAUGAAUUGUUAAGCCACCUUUAAUGCCAUUUAUGGCAGAAAGAUAGCAAGCAAUCUGGAAAAUAAUAAUUUUGACCAGACAUUUCUUAUAGUCACUGCCCUCCUGUCCUAUCUUUAUCAGGGCUUUCUAUUUCCACCUACCAAAAAACAUCUACUGGCACAAUCUACCAGGAAGUUUUUUUAUAUGGACCCCAUUAAAAUGAACUGGACUGAAAUAAAUAGCACAAGAAGGCUAUCGUGGAUUGUGCUCUUUUUUUGUCCAUUAUAUUGAAUACUCAUUGUUGCAAUCACAUAUGCUUAAUUUAGGGUCCAGUAUCAUUUGUAAAUUUAGCCUUAGUUGUAAAUACACUAUCAUUAUCGGAUGCCUCAAAAAUUAAAAAAAAAAAACAGUUUAGGAAUUGCAGUAAUUGUUGGUGCAUUUAAAUAAGUCAAGAGUGUGCAGAGUUUGCAAAGCCAUGCUGUAUGGGAACAACAAGGCAGAAGAAGUAGUUAAGGUCUGUAGUAGUAGAGGGCUGAUGUGGACACAGUUUUAGAAUUGUAGGAGCUUUCUAGGGGUGGGGAACUAUUCCUGAGUUUUUGUGUUUAAAAGCUUGACAUUUUAUUCAAUAUUUCUAAAUGCUGUCCUUCUUUUUAAUUCCUAGUGCAGAGAAAACCAGAACCUAAAUUAGAUGAGGCUUUUAAGAAAAUUCAAGUAACAGGAUUACAUUUGUCACCAUCCAAAGUCAUUGGAAGGUAGAUAUUUUAUUUGUUUAAUUCAAUCAUAAACUUGCUGCAGUACUUGUGGGCGGAAGCUAAAUGCAAGAUCAUAUAAAAUAUGCUUUUCCUCAUUCCCUAGUGAACAGUGUUGGGUGAGGGGAGGUCAUGGGAAAUUUCCCUUCCAUUAAUAUCUGUAAAUUAACGUAUUAGAAUCCAGGCCCAAUUUUGGGUGAGCCUUCCUUCAUUCAGCAACUGCCACAUCAAAUCCCAUGUUGUCCAAGGUCCCCACAACUCUCCUAAGAAGCUUUUCAGAGGUGCAGGUAGCUGCAGGAAGGGGCAGAAAACUUGCUUUCUAUGAAGAGGACACAUAUUGCCCCCAGAAAGCAAAGUAAGAACUUAAUGGAGUAUAUAGAAUGCAGCUAAAUGCAACACCAGCAGAAUCAGUUCAUUCCUAGUUUGGGGCAAAUUUUUACUGAAAUAUGUUUUUCACAAGUACCUUCUAUAGUACCUUGUAGCUACUAAAUUAAUUUUAGUGUGCAGAAUGUUUCACUUUAGAUGUAAUUUUUUAUUGUGAAACUUUUUGUGAAAGUAGUAAAAAUGUAGCUGGAAGUGACUAUAAUGUUUCUUCUCUGCAAGAGCUGCUGACACAACUUCCUCAGCUACUAGAAAUGAUCCCUUUUCCUGGAAACAGAGCUCAGUGAAAGCUGGCUGUGAUAGGAUAAUGCAGGAAAACAGUGGUUCAAACCAGGACAAUUCUCAGCUUCUCUUCCAACAAAAUCUGAAUGAAAUGCAGCAGCAACUACAAGAACAACAUUUCAGCAACCUUCAGGUAUGAUGUCCUGGCAGUUAUUUACAUCCUCUUAAAGGUGCAAUUCAUAAACCAUCUAAAUAGGAGUACCUAACGUAGCAACUUUUUAGACCCAUUGCACCUGGUUCAGUGCCAGUUUAAGGAUCUAGAAGCCCAGGACUUCUAUCACCUUGAAAGGUAAAACAGCAUGAUAACCCCCCACACAAGUAGAACUUUACAUGAAAAGACAUUAAGGUGUUAAAAGAGUCUUCCUUAUCCUAGGCAUGUCACCCCUGUGAAGGUGCACAUCACUGCUGAGCCAGGUGUGUUGCAGUAUCCUCAGUUGAAGUUGCUGUUGCAGUUGCUCUAUCAGUCAAAGAGCAUCAAAAUCUAUUCACUGCUUAUGUUUAGGUUUCUUUCAAGCAACUGUAUUCAGUUUGGUCUGCUGCUUGAAUUGCAAAGCAAUACUAUAAACAACCUAUUUUUCUUUUGCAUCGUUAAAUUGCCACUAGGGGCCGCUGGGGGUUUUCUGGCAAAGCAGAUACAAUUUCCCAACUGUUGAAGAUAAUUAGCAGAAAGGGGAGUUGCUUAUACAGUCAAACCUCAAUCGUCGAACAUAAUCCAUUCAGAAAGCCCGUUUGGCUUCCGAAAUGUCUGACGACCGAGGCGCGGCUUCCAGUUGGUUGCAGGAGCUUCCUGCACUCAAGUGGAAGCCGCGUUGGACGUUCAACUUCCAAAAAACGUUUGAAAACUGGAGCAUUUACUUCUGGGUUUUUGGCAUUUGGGAGCUGAAACAUUCCAAAACAGAGGCGUUCGGGAGCCGAGGUUUGACUGUAAAUAUGUAAGAGUUUAAACAUACAGACAAAUAAAUGCUACAGAGUAACUACUGACAUUGUUUCACUGUGGUGCUUUGCUUUGAAACUCACGUUUAAUAAGCAAGGGUGAGUGGAAAGCAAUAGUUGAAUAGGCUGCUGUAGUCAGUCAAAAUCAUUGCAAUCGACUGUACACCAUAUCUGUAUACAUUGUGGUCAUUUGAAGUCUCACUUUGCGGUUUUACAAGUGUGGUAGGAUUACAAAGAUUCCUAAAAUCCCCCCUUUUAGGGCAUAUAAAAAGGACACUAUGUCAGUAUGAAUAUUGUUUCCUAUUAAUAUAUCCCUUUAAAAUCAAACAAAAUUUCAGUUCUAAACCUAAUUCAUUUCUAAACCAGAAUAUUGCUGUAAUAUAGUCACCACAGGGUUUAUAUGUACUUUUUUGUGAUUUUUGAGUUAUAGCGCCUGCUUUCAAAUAAAAUUCAAGGGCCUGCAAUAAAAAUUACUGGGCUGAUAUCCAGUAAUAUUUUUUAUCCCAAAGAAACAAGCUUCACUGGUUCUUAAUUAUAAGCAAGGAAGAGAUAAGGUAAACUAUUUUUAUAAGACUUAAGCUGAAAACAAUGAAGCAAAAUCAUCAUUAGUUUGGAUGCUAUUGUGGUUUCCAACUAUCUGAUAAAAAAAAUUAACACAUUUCUAUACCUCCCUUCAUUUCUCAAAGUGGUUCACAACAAAUUUUAAAAUACCUUUAAAAUACCUUAAAGCAGCAAAUGCAGCAGCAUACAGAAACCAGGGCAAAUACAACAAGAUGGUAUUAAUGGCUAGCAAAAGCCUGGAAAAACAAGUGAGCUUUUAACAAGCACACAUUAGCACUGGUGCUUAACUAAUUUUAUUCCUGCCAGGUUGUGUAUCCCAGGGGCUUUCAUAGGUAAUUUCUGUCUAAACUUGCAGCACCAGACAUUUGAAAAAACAUUCAGCUAAAUAGACUGAAAUUAGAGCUAGAAAAAUCUCUGGCAUGUGGCUGCCUAUAAAUUCGAUAUACAACUGAAAUGAGUUCAUCCCUGUGCAGAAGUGGCACCCAAAAUGUGCGGUGUAUGAGAACUUGCAAUAUUUUUCUAGCACUGAAAAUCAGUGACCAAUUAAGAGGUCCAAUUAAGAAUACUGGCUGUUUGUGACAUUUUUAGAACACUUCAUCCUGUGUGCAUAAUGAUAUUCUUACUUGCAGAGAUGACUUGAAAAAAGAUCUUUGAAAUUUAUCCUUGAAAAAUUCUACAGUUUUCUAUCAAAUUAUUCCCAACUUUUUCCUUUUUGAUUUGGUAGAGUGUCCACAAGGACAUAUCAAUGUUUAUUUGAAAUUCAAACCUGAAAAUCUUACUACUUUUCACACACAAAAACAUAAGGACCUCCCUGAUUUCCCUAAUUUUCUCUUAAACUUUACCAGGAAGAUGUGUCUUAGUGAUAUUUAUAAGCUGUUUGCUUUUCUGUCUUAGGAUUUUCAUCAAGAAGUGAAUGAAAUAGCCCAUACAGAAAGUGUUUGCAGUGUGGACAGUCUUGAGGCUGCAGAUCCAAAUGAAGGUUGCACAACACCCAGCGAAACAUCUUCUUUAUCUGCACAGUUGGAUUCCUCAGUACACAAUUCAGAGGAAUUACAGACUAGAAAUAAAAGUUUCUCUGAUGAAACUGACAUGACUUUUUCUAAAAAUCAGCAUGUAAAUAAUUGGCUUACAAAUUUAAAUACCUCAAAUUUCCAGACAACCUCCCCCUUUCGUGAUAUUUUAAUAAAAUACAAUGUCAUACCUUCUGACGAGGACACAUGCAGUCCUGAUCAGAAAUCAUUUGUUCAAAGUAGUUCUGAACAAAGAGAGACUGCAAGAGAUGCUUCUGAUGAGAAUCUAACCUUUGCACAAAAUGAAAGAGAAGAGAAAAGUUUUCUGUCAAAACGUCUGUCUUCAGGCACAGAGGGUCCUGUAGCUACUGACAGCCCGGUACACGAAAUAAACAAAGCUUGGGCUGUCCCUGAUCCUUCAGUUGUUUCACUACAAGAGAGAAAUUCUCAGCUUCCCCAGAACAGAACCUCAUCAGCACAUGUCUCCUGUCAACAAACAGCAACCCCUGCGGUCUUUCCUACUGCCCCUUACAAUAACAGCUUCUCAGUUAAUUGCAUGGAGAAGGGAAAUGAUCAUUCAGCAAGAUGUACUGAAGAUAUAGACUGUGUGGCAAAUGCUAAACAUGAAAAGGUUGUAGCAUCUUUGUUUGAAGAGAUGUGUAAAGGCUGUAUAAAUCAACAGAAUGCUAAUGGAGAUAAUGAAAUGACUAAAAAUAGUUUAUCUAUGUCUCAUGAAGAUUCCACUGCUAAUUUAUCUGAUCUUGACCAACAAGGGAACAACUCCAAUGAAGAAAAAGUAGUGAAAUUUCCAAAAAGCAUAUUGAAAAAAGAAUCUAAGUAUGAACUUAGCAAUUUCAAGGCAGUGGUUGUCAACAGGGGGGUCAGAUUUGGGACUCAGCCUGUGAUUCCUAGAGACAGUGUUGAAUUGGCAAAAAUGAAAGGGAAAGAUGCAGAGCAAAAGAACUGUAAAAAACUUAGGUGGUUUGAUGAAAUUAACAGAGCAGUGGGUGAUGAAAAGCAUUCAGAACAAAAUAUCAUUGAAAUACCUCAUGCACAGCCCAGAUCACCUGGUUCUCAAAUUAGAGCUGCCACUUCUAGAACUAAUGUUAGAAGCAUUCCCGCUUGCACUCUCAAUUCUGUUUUUCCAGAAUAUCUCCAGGAGAAUUCUCAGGCAUCUGCAAAAAUUGCUACUGUUAAAGACUCAGAUAAUGGGAUGCAGAAUGCUUUUGUAUCUAAAGGAUAUCAUGUUGCUAGACAAGCAUGGAUGGCGCCAAGAGGUGAAGAAAUACCCCUAAUAUAUAAUUGUGAACUAAAAAAUCCCAAAAGCAAUCCAUGUAAAAGUAGAACGAAAUUGAUCAAAAGACCAAAAUCUGCCAAAGCCACAUCAACUUUCACAACUAAAAACCGAAAGGGCACCAUUAUCCGACCACAGUCUGCUAGCGAAGCCACAAAGGUUAUGAAAACUCAGGGCAAAAUCAUGGCACCUCACCCACCAAGUAAGCCCAUACCAGGCAAAAAAAUGGAUGAAAAUCCAGCAGACAGCGUGUGUCAGUCAGGAAAUAUUUGGAAAGCUCACACAGAUACUGAAAACAGUCAUUUCUUGCCUGAAGGUCAAGAUUUAUGUUCAGAUACUACAGAUUCUCCAUCUUCAGGUACUGCUUGCAAUUCACAGGUGGCCACUAUGCGACCUUCGUAUAGCAUAUUUACCUAUGAGCUGUUGAGGAAGAAAAAGGCUACUGGUCAAGCAGUUGCCCGGUGCAACAGCUUUCCAAAAGGAAACUGUGUGUACUCAGAAAAUGGAUUAUGUCGAGAUCGCACACCAACCGAUGAAGAAAUCACAGUUUUGUGGCAAGGAGUGCAUCGUGCACUGGCUCAAAAGGAUGGUGCUGCUGGUAAGAUUUAUGUGUUUUCACUGAAUUAGAAUGAUUUAUAAGAUUGUAUAUUUGAUAAAAUCAGAACUAAUAACAGGGCCCAUUCAGAGGGACUUUGAAAGACGUUUAAUUUCAGGCAUAUUGUGCCAAUCUCACAUUAUCGUCAGAAAUAACAAAAGGGCAGGAGUGUACUGAAAGAGAAAGACCAGACUGGACAUACUUCCUUUCAAAACCAAGACAAAAAUUGUUUCUAACAAGUAGUAUUCUGCCCAUUACUGGUUUUAGUCAGUCCCUGACCAUGACAUUUACAAAUAGGUGUGACUAGCUCAGCCCUGAUGAAUGUGGAUAAAACCACAGUGGAUAAAACCACGGUGCCUUUUCUGACUGGAGGAUAAAAGCUCCUUUAGAAUUUUUAGUAGAGCUGAAUCAAGCCAUCUCCGAUGCAUUUUCAUAUAUAAACAAGCCCAGCUCUGGGUUUGGAGGAGCCAUGAGCAGGCUGCCCUCACCCAACCCAGCACCUCCCACUGUUUGGGCUCCCUGAUGUUAACAAUACUUCAGCCACCUCCUUCCCCCUCACAAGCAGGCUUAUUUGGCAGUGGGCCUGCAGCCAAGUAGGUUAUCUCUGCUCGACACCUGGUGGCUGCCAUAUUUAUCUCCCACAGUGUUGCUGACCUUGACUUGCCAAAUGGAAGGAAGUAGCCAUUUCCUCCCAGUACUUUUUAGCGCCAACAUCACCAGAUUAGCCCACUUGCAAGGGGAAGGAGAGGCUGACAACUACAGGAGUUCUCAGUGGCAGCAGGUACUAGAGGCAGUCCAGGCAGGAUCAGUGGCGGAGCUUCAUGCUCCGGCACCGGGGGAGGGCAGAGAGCAGGCAGGGCGGGGCUGGCGCGUGUCCUGGGUGGGGUGCGCCUCCCGCAGGGGCAUGGCACCCAGCACGGGUGGGGGGGCAGCUGCAAUGGCACCCCACCAGGAUCGCUCUGCCAGGGCUGUGCACUCCCCCCCGCUCCCCUCUUCCUCCGCCAGUGGGCAGGAUAUCAGCCCUGGUAACGCAAGCAGAUUUCCCAGUAUGUUGUAAAUCUCAGCUCAUCUGUAAUUUCAAGGUUGGAUUACUGCAAUGAACUCUUUGUGGGGAUGUUGAGGGUGGUCCCGAGGCUCCAGCUAGCACGCAACAUGAUGCCUAGGUUGCUUAUGGGAGCAAACUGCCACCAGCAUAUAACACAUUGCCUGUGGGAUCUGCACAGGCUACCAGUCUGCUACAGAGCCAAGUUCAAGGUUUUGGUAUGAACUUACUGUACAGUGGUACCUUGGUUUGCAACCAUUUUGGAUUACAACCACGGCAAACCCGGGUGUGUCCCUUUUUUGGAGAUUACAAACCCCCCCCCUUUUAUUGGGGGGGAGGCCCCAUUGGUGAAAGCACACCUUGGGUUACAACCUGUUUUGUUUUACAACCGGACCUCCGGAACGGAUUAUUGUUGUAAACCAAGGUACCACUGUAUAAGGCCCUAUGCAGCUUAGGACUAGGUUACUUGAGAGACUGCCUUACUUACUACAUACCUAGUAGCCACUGCAUUUUGCAGGAGGAUCUCUCCCUGAAGUUCCUAAAAUAUCAGAAUCCCACUACACAGUAAUUUGAAGCAGGUGUAGCUGUCACUGUUAAGUGAAAAGCAUCCCUAUUGAGAUACAACAGGUGCCCACUAUCUGGAGUUUCCAGAAACAACUGAAUAUGCUUUUGCUUCACUUUGCCUUUCCAGCUGGAUGGCGGGGGGGACAUGUCUCUGCCUUGUGUGUUGUAUUGUAUUGUAUUUAAAUUUAUUUUUACUUGUUUCACUUGUUUUAUUUUAUAUUUGUACAUUGCCUGUAAAUUUAUCUGAAAGGUGAUUUAUUAAUUCAACAACAAUAAUAAUAUUAGUAGCUGUUAUCUGAUAUAACAGUUUGCUACUAAUGAAAUGAAAGUUCAUUUUUGUUAAUGACUGAAUCCUUUGGCUGUAAUCUAACAGAGUCCUGGACAGUGUGCUUAAACCUGUGGUGCUUCAGUGAUGAAGGGAGAUUGGACGCGCCUUGAGUGAAUGUUUAACUUACACAUUCAUACAUUGAUUUGGUCUAAUCAUCUGCUGGUAAAUUAGGUCUUGCUGCAACUUCACCCCACAUGCCUUAAAGCAAUUGGGUGAAAUAAUACAGUUGGUUGUAAAACACACACACAUUCCUGACUAAUUUCUGAACUGCUGAGUGAAGUUAGCCUGACAAUAUAAUUUUUAAAUCUUCUUGUGUGUUUUUCUUUUCUUUCAGGAGAUUCACAACAUGGUGUUACACUCUGUAAUAAUUCAAAUAAUGGUGACUUGCAACCCACUAGACCUAAUGUGACUCACAUCACAAUUGAUGGUGGCAAUCUGAUGGGCAGUAUUAAAUCAGGUGUCAGAGUGAAUCCAAUAUUUGCUUCUCCACCAAGCAGUAAGGUUCCUCCUUUAUCAAAUUUUGUUGGGGGGGGGAGAGAAAACGAGAAUAUAUAUAGGCCAAAUUUAAUGAAUCUUGAAUAAUAAAGCUUAUACAGUAAUAUAUGUAUAGUUAAGGAAUAUCUUUAAUCAAUGAGCCAUGUGUGAAGUUUGGAUUGAGUCUGUACCCUAGUUUCAAUUCUGCAUUUUCCGCACUGGCAACUUUUUGAGAGUAAAUACAGUCAUACCUCAUGUUACGUCCACUUCAUGUAACGUUCUUUCAGGUUACGUCCCGCGGCAACUUGGAAGUACUGGAAAGGGUUACUUCCGGGUUUCGCUGCAUGCGCAGAAGCACAAAAUGAUGUCAUGCGCAGACGUGGCGAAUCGCAACCCGCGCAUGUGCAGACACACCGCUGCAGGUUGCUUUCUUUUCAUGUUGCGAACGGGCCUCCGGAACAGAUCCCGUUCGCAACCAGAGGUACCACUGUAAUGUAGAAGGGUACCUGGGAUAGGCAUGUAUGGUUGUGGAACUUUCCUAAGUACUGAGAGUUCAUAUUGAUAAAUUAGAGUAUGCUGGUAUAUUCUGAAGUGGUUUCUUCUAUAGCUCACAUGCUAAUCGAGGGCUUUAUUCAUGAAAAUUCUUCUGCACUUGUCUUUUCCAAACAUUCCUUUACAGUACUAUCAGCACUAGUAUAAUUUUUAGUAUUUUUACCACAAGAGGAAAAUUAGAGAAUUUGAAAAUAAGCUAAAUUAACAAAUAUAUCUGUUAUGUUUCCAAGGGGUUGCUCGGGAGGAAGCAGGCAAAUAUCUCCCUACUUGGCUGUAAAGAUUGGCUUAGCUACCAAAAUAAACUUUAUCAGUCCGGAGCACCACUCUCCCGUGGCUGACUCAAUCGCUGGCAGAAUCCGUGAGUGGGCGGUUCUUAAACUUCUUCCAACAAAGCAGCUCCUUGAUGCCCAGUUGGCGCCUCCCCUCUCUGCGUGAAUGCUUUCUGCGCAAAGAGGGCGUGGGCAGCGGAGGACCCCUUCCCUCCCCGCUUCUCCCAGGCAAGGAGUCCUGGGACCGCCUCGCCACUUCCGACUCCUGCACCUCCUCUCCACUGGAGCCGCGUUUAUUCUCUUGCGUUGAAGAGGAGCUACUUCCCACGAUCCCUGGAGGCUCUCUAUAAUCCAUCUGGCUUUUGCUCUCUCCAUCCUGCACUGAUGGCAGUUCCCUGACAAUAUCCUUACUUUUAACUUCAUUGAUUUGAAUUUGCUCCCAUCAAUAAACUAAAGCUCUAUUUAAUUAAUCUACCAAUUUGCAGCUCUAGUUAUAAACUAGCCCAAAUGUUGACCCAUAGCUAAGUGGUAGAGCACAUUCUUGCCUGCAAAAGAUUCCAGGUUCAGUCCCCAUCAUCUCCUGCUAAAGGAAUCUCAGAUAGUUGGACUAGGAAAGCCCUCUGCUGGAAACCUAAGGCCCAAACUAGAUGCAAUGGUGGGAGAUCUAUAAAUGGAUUGUCGUUUUGUAAAGAGUAAAUAGAAGUGGUUUGGAAUAGAGCCAUGGUACAGGAGGAAGUUUUUGUUGUUUUCCUCACAAGGUUCCUCAAACAACACACACCCAGAAUUGUACAUUUGUUCCAUGAGGCGAAGCAUAUAUGUACCAUACAAGCAGGUUUGCCAUCUAUCUUGCUCAACAUUACUGAUAUAAUCCAAAAGUAAACUCAAGUUAACCAUAACUUUUUCUGCAUAUUUAUUUAUUUGCUACUAUGUUCUCCCUAUAUGUGUUCGAAGUGGCUUAUAAAUAACAUUGAAACUAGAAUUAUAAUUUAAGUAUAAAACAAUAUAACAAGGGUGUGUGUUUUGUGGUGCUUUUUUAUCCUUUUCAGCUACUUUUGCCAUGACAAGACGAAAACAAAGUAUUGAAAAUAAUGAAAAUAAACGCAAGGCUCUUUUAGAACAGAGGAGACAAAAGGCAGCCUCUGCAGUAUGGAAGCCCACUAGUGUCAUACAGGUAUAUCUGAUAAAUUUUUGACUGAAAAAUACCAAAAAUUGCUGUCCUAGGGAAAUGGAUUCUGUAUCGUGCAGUUAGAAAACUAAAGAAAAUUAAAAUGUUCCUUCCAGUAGAAAAUAGAUUCUACAGUUAUCUCUAGACCUCUUGCUUCCACUUCUCUGAUAAGGCAGAAUGUAGAGAGAAGGUAUUUUGUACGUUAUAAAGGAAACUCUCUGGUGGAGUCAUUUCACAAAUAACUGUUCAGGUUUACUAUAUCCUAAAUAUACUUGCAUAUGUAACCUGUUCAUGGGUUAUCACAGAGCACUAUGUGGGAAUUGCAGUCUAUUAAAUUUUUCUGCUGUAGUUCAGUAUCACCACUAUCACAGGUUAAUGUCCUCCAUAAUACAGCAGCAUAUGUUAUAGAUCUGUGUGUGUGUGUGUUUUAAGGCUUUUUCAUUAUUUGAUUUUCAUUUCAGAGUAACGUUAGCACUUCUGGACCAUGAAAUGCCAGGAUUUAUUUUUUCAAGCAGUUUGAUAAUAAAAUUCUUUUUUUUUAUAGAAUACGACACAAGCUGUGAAGCGAGCACCACCUCAUUGUGCAAAUGAUAUAGUGCAAGCCAUGGGUGGCAUCAGUAAUUCUGAUGAAGGUAAUACAGCAUGUUUCAAUCUGACUGUUGCUAUGAAUUAUUAUUUUAAGGUUUUUAUUAUAAACCUAUUCAUUGCUAAGUAUCAUGUCCUUCCCAGUUAAGGAAUAUCUUUGAAUUUUGCAUAUAAAUUCCCAUUUGUAGCUUGUAACAAGAAGGUGUUGUACAUAAGUGGGGGGAAAAAGACACAGUCUUAACACACAAGAGGGUUCCGGGUAGUGAGAAAUGGUAAAAGGUUUAAGAGCAGUUGAAGAAAACCACAGAAAAAAGGCAAUUUUUAAAAAGAUCGGGUAUCUGUCACGUGUCCAUUUCUCACAGAAACAUUAUAGGAAAGUGAUGAUAGUCUUAUGUCAUUUACUUUCUGAAUCAAAAGUGGGGGAAAUAUUUGGAUGCACAGAAAAGGUGUAUAAAAAAGGUAAAGGACCCCUGACAGUUAAGUCCAGUCAUGAACGACUCUGGGGUUGCAACGCUCAUCUCGCUUUACUGGCUGAGGGAGCCAACAUUCAUCCGCAGACAGCUUUUCCGGGUCAUGUGGCCAGCAUGUGGCCAGCGAAACCAGAGCACAGAAACGCCGUUUACCUUCCCGCCGAAGCUGUACCUAUUGAUCUACUAUUUGAUGUGCUUUCGAACUGCUAGGUUGGCAGGAGCUGGGACCAAGCAACGGGAGCUCACCCCAUCAUGGGGAUUCGAACUGCCAACCUUCCAGUCAGCAAGCCCAAGAGGCUCAGUGGUUUAGACCACAGGGCGUCCUCAAACACAAUUCUAAUGUUGCUCGGAUAGGGUCAUGAUGCUCUGUGGGAACAAAUAUAAAUAAAAUUAUUUGUGAAAGAUGCACAAAUACAUGUUGUUAGUGAUGGAGAAAGGCUGUAAAAGGUGGAUAUUAAAACAAAUUGACCCCAGGAGCAAAUCCAGUUUUUUGUUUGUUUUCUUUCUAACCUUUUCUACAAUACACAUUUCUGUUAUUAGUUUCAGACAGUACUACACAGUUUAUGCUGGCAGAAAACUUAGCAAACACAUCAGCUACAGAAAGUGACAUCUUGAUUGAUUUGGACACAGUUCAACCAUACAAACAGACUACAGUGCUAAACAGACCUGCACGGCAAGGAAUGAGUGCAUUGUCAUUUGAAGAGCACAAAGUUCUUCAGUCACUCGACCGCAUUAAUCAAAAGCUACUUAGUAAGUAGUCAGCAGAUCAUGCUAUGAAAUUCACCAGGGUAGUCAACUCUAUCAAUGCAACUCUCUGCCUUUCUUCUUGGUAGUAGGUUCCACUGAGAUCAGUAGGUCUUCCAGUAAGUGCACAUAGGUUUGCAGUUUAAAUGUAAAUAAGCAAUACUGCCAGAAUAAUCAUUUCAGCUUCCAGCUGUGUUGUCUCCCAGUUUUCUAACAAAUAUACCAUGCAGUGGCAUAAUAAUUAUUUAGUUACAAGGUUAUGCGAUAGUGGAACUGCUGUUCCUAGAUGCUUUAUUUAGCUUACAGUACAGAAGAUGGGAAUGUGACAAGCUACCUUUCAUUUCCCUAGUCAAAUAGUUGCCCCCAUUUGCAGCCAUAUGGUAUGUAUGGAAGAAUCGCGUGGCAAGGCCGGUUUUUGCACAUAAGCACUUUAAAGCAGAUUGGAGCCUCUGUGAAGAUGGUAGAUAUAGGGGAGUUCUCUAGACAUGAGGACUCCCAUACAACUAUAAUUGGGGCAUUUGUUUGGUCAAGCAAAAGUCCAUUCUUUUCAAAGACAGAGAACAUCCAAAGUUGCUUCAAACCUUACAAAUUAUCCAAUAACAGGUAUGAUCUCAACAAUUUUCUAUCCUUCCUGCCUCUCUCUCAUGCUUUAGGACCAGAAUGUUUUGCUACUCACACUCUAUUUCAAACUCUGUUUUGAUUUAUGACAGAUCUGAGAUUAGGCAGGGGAUAUUGAUGGAAGGAGGAGAUAAGAAGUUCAGAAUCCUUUGUCACUUGCUUUUGAACCCACCCCUUUCACAGGACAAGCUACCUCAUUCCACAGGGUAGCCCAUCAAAUGAUGGCCGCCAGACUUAAUUCUGAAAGGGGUGCCUACCAAGUGGAAUUGGUGGAAGAGUGCCCCUGGCUACCGUGCCACCUUGUUCGUGGAUCCAAAAGUACUACAUGCCUGCAAACUGAAUAGCCCGAAAAAGCUGAGCUGAACGCUUGAGAACAUAAAAGAGCUUUGUACCAGAAGAGUUCAUAUCUCAUUUCCCACAGUGGCCAUUCAAGUGGCUUUUGGAAGCCCCCAAGCAGGGGUUAUUGCUGUGCAGCAACUAGCACUUAAUGCCCCACCACUUCUGAGGAUAGUUUCAUAUACCGCCAUGAAUUGUAGACAUUUAUAGACCUCCUCUCUACAAAUUUGAAAUUAAAAAAUAAAUAUGAAAUAAAAUUAGUGCUUCUGCAGCCCUGCAAAGGGAGCAAAAACUGUAGGUAACAUAGAGUCUGUAUUAUUUACAAUCUGAAGGGGGAAUAAAUUAUUGUACACCUUGUUUUUCCCCACCAUAAACUUGAAAUUUCUUAUUUUAUACCAUUUUAGAUGUCCAUGAGACCAUGAAAAAAAUCCCAUCCUCCACAAAUGUUUUACAGACUCUUUCCCCUUUGGUAAGCAUACCCAUUUGCUCUUCCAUUGUAAAAUGCAUAUGAACAGUAUGUUGUUUGUUUAUGAUAAAGAUGCAGCAGAGAUCAUCAUCCACUUGCACUCUUUCAAAGACAUAUGGUUGCCUGCUGUCUGAACCAAAAUUCUGGACUACAUGGAUUUUAAUCUGAUCUAGCAAGAUGUGUUCGUCUAAUAUCCUGUAAUAACUGUGUGCUAAUGCAUGUAACAGUGUCCUGGAUGCCUUUUUUUAAAAAGAAAAAGAAAAGAAACAAAGCUGCUUCAGGAUGGUAUGCGAGAAUUUAAGGCAGAGAAUAGACAGGAGAGAUUACUUAAUACUUUUCCCAUCUGCCAUUUCCCCAUUCCAAUUUCCCCCCAGCUUAGUGGCUCCUCUGCAAAGGAGGCAACUGGAGAUCCAUCUCAGACUUGCAAUAUGUGAACAGACCCAAACCUGGUCUCUGUACCUCAAGACUUGAGUCCCUGUAAAUCUUAGCAGAGUCUCAACCCAACUGCCUAUUUCUUUAGCUAUUAAUGAAACCCCAGAGAGUGAUGCUUGUCUCAGCCAACAUUCAACAUCCUCCAGUAGCACUUCAGCACCUCUAUCCUAGAACUAUUUGCUACCCCUCUGAAUGUAAAGUACUCCAUGCCAAGGUUCAUUUUGAACAGGGUGGAGGAAUUCGAUCCAGCCCACUUGCCCUAGAUGAAAGGCUUCCUUUAAUUAAGCCUUUCCUCUUGUCCCUCUCCAUUCAAGACUCUUGAGAAGGAUAAAUGGGGAAGAAGCCUCAGUCAUCCUCAUAGCCUCUCAAUGGAAUGGACUCCCUCGGGAGGUUGUGGACUCCCCUUCAUUGGAGGUUUUCAAGCAGAGGUUGGAUGGCCAUCUGUCAUGGAUGCGUCUCCACCCCCAUUAUUCAGCCCAGACACUGAGGUCCAGCUCUGAGGGCCUUCUGGUGGUUCCCUCAUUGCAAUAAGUGAAGCUACUGGGAACCAGGCAGAGGGCCUUCUCAGUAGUGGUGCCUGCCCUGUGGAACACCCUCCCAUCAGAUGUCAAGGAAAUAAACAACUAUCUGACUUUUAGAAGACAUCUGAAGGCAGCCCUGUUUAGGGAAGUUUUUAAUGUUUGAAGUUUUAUUCUGCUUUUAGCAUUCUGUUGGGAGCUGCCCUGAGUGGCUGGGGAAACAGCCAGAUGGGUGGGGUAUAAAAAAUAAAAUAAAAUAAUUAUUGUUGUUAUUACUAUUAUUAUUAUUAUUAUUAUUAUUAUUAUUACUAUUAUUACUACUACUAUUAUUAUUAUUAGAUGAGAUUCCUGCAUUACAGGAGGUUGGACUAGAUGACCCUCAAGAUCCCUUCCAGCUCUCCAGUUCUAUGAUUCAGUGGUCCAGAAGAUAGGUUGGCCACUUGUCAAAUCUCAAAGACCCACUAAGAGCCUAGUCCCUCAGUCUACCAGACAUUUUGUCUCUAGGUCUGUUGCACCCAGAUUCUGUUUGGCUACACUAACCCACUUGGUGACUGAAUAACUGGCUGUACUCAAACAAGGUGCCUGCUACAGUAUUUUCAUCCAGGAAACCUUAAUGUUGCUUCAGGUCUAUCUGUACUUGGGCUUGAAACCUAGUUCCCUAUGUCACCGGGUCUUGGCUCUGGUAUCCAGCAUCUCAAAAAAAGAGCAUACACUGCUUGGAACCUAUCCUUACCUCCAUCAGUUCCAGAGUGGAGCCACCAUCCUUAGCCUCUUCAACUGCAAGCUGCAAUUAUGAAGACCAUGAAGAUCACUGUUAAGGAUAAAUAACAGUCUUAGUGGUUCUUCUUUCAGUGGCUAUAAAAGGGUGAGGCAGUGAGAGCCUUGAGAACUCUACAUACCGUAGUUAUUCCAGAACAGAGAACCUGUGCCUCAUCAGCAAGCUAAGGUGGAGAUAAGGAUAGGUUCGCAGGAGCUAUCAAUGCUUUUUUAUAUGGUUAAGAGUCACUACACAGAGAUCUAACCUUCGUUCAGAAAGCAAACUCAGUCUCCUAUCCACCACAGCAAGAUAGUCUAUUAGGCUGAUUAAUAUCCUACAGUCUUUUAAAUAUGUCUGUAGGGAGAGGAGGUUGUUUUGUUGUUUUGUUUUGUUUUGAUUUGAUUUAAUUAUUUACUUGUGUUUUAUUUUGUAUUCUGUGAAGUGCCCUGAUAUCUUUUGAUGAAUGGUGGUAUAUAAUAAUAAUGUAUUGUCAGAACACUUUAAGCUGCUUGUGUUGUGUUUUCUCUUGGUCUUCCAGGUUGCAUCUCCCUCAUACAUGGACAUCAUCCCUACCAUGCAAAGAUACAAGAGCACAUCAGGUGACCCUCGAAACCUAACGCAGAGAAGAUACUGAUUUGGUCUAACAGAGGCUAUUGAACUGGGAUCUAUUUUAAUAUAUUCUCAGCUGCUAUCUUUGUAACAUAAUUAUUUGCAACAUGCCUUAAAUGCUAUUAAAAACAACUCAAACAAAAUAAAAGAUGUAACGCAAGUAUUGAUUGCUUGUUACCUAGUUUACCUUUAGGGCAAAAUAUAAUUUUUUUUAUAUGCACUUUAUUGUAAAAUAUAUUGUAUUUUUUUUAAAAGAAUGGAAUACCUCACUUUUAAAUGAGUGCUGUUGUUUAUAAAUUUACUGUACAUUUUUAAUUAAAAAGAAAAAAUUAUUUUGCUAUUGAUUAAAAAUUAUGUAUAAGUUCAUCUCCCAACUUUAUUGCUUUCAUUAACUGCUAAUAAAUUUCUACUACAUUUGU